AUGUUCUUGAGAAUUCUUAUCCGGGAGGAAGACAAGUGGUCACAAUGCUUCGUAUGGCGUAACUGUCCAUCGGAUGAAGUUCAGAUAUACACAAUCAACGUCGCUAUGUUCAGGUGGCCACCGACGGCCGGCGGCUACAGGCGCCAGGCUCAAUCGCAGGCAUACAGUGAAGAGAUUAAUCAACUAAACAUCGAUGGCAGUGUUGACAAACGGAGUUCACUGCGUUCGCUGCUACCAUUUUCCGAAGAGCACGGAGUCAUGCGGGUACGAGGUCGGAUUGGAAACGCACCGCAUAUUCCGUACGCGGAAAAGUAUCCCGUAGUAUUGCCGAGGGAACAUCGUAUAACCUUUCUUCUGGUGAAUUACUACCACCAAUGGUUCCUUCACGCCAACGGAGAAACAGUGUACAACGAACUACGACAGAUGUUUUACAUUCCGAAGCUUCGAACGCUCAUACGCAAAGUUGGCAGGAGUUGUCAGUACUGUAAUGUACAGAAAGCAGUUCCAGUGCCGCCGCAGAUGGCGCGACUUCCAAAGGAACGCCUAACCCCAUUCGUCCGGCCGUUCACGUACGUUGGCGUUGCCUACAUGGGGCCCUUCGAAGUCAAAGUCGGCCGCAGUCUGGUGAAAAGAUGGAUCUGCUUGUUUACCUGUCUUACGGUAUGGGCGGUUCAUAUGGAGCUAGCACACAGUCUUUCAACAUCGUCUUGCGUGAUGGCCUUUACGAGAUUCGUGGCCCGACGGGGUGCGCCGCUAGAGGUUUUCUCCGAUAAUGGCACGAACUUCGUCGGAGCCAAUCGCCAGUUAUCGGAAGAAAAACAAUACAAUACAUUUACCAACGCACACACACAGUGGUACUUCAACGUUCCAGCAGCCCCGCACAUGGGAGGACCCUGGGUGCGCAUGGUCAGAUCAGUAAAGGUCGCGAUGAAAGCUGUUUCUUAUAGUCCCCGCCAUCCUAGCGACGAAGUAUUGGAAACGAUCAUGCUAGAAGCCGAAGGCAUUGUGAAUUCGCGACCGUUAACCUAUGUUCCCCUGGAUGUUGCAGAUCAAGAGGCACUCACACCAAACCACUUUCUGUUAUAUGGAUCGAACGGAAUCAAGCAGCCAGCAAGCGAACCUGUGAUCACAGGAAACAUUCUUCGGGACAACUGGAAGCUGGCCCAGCAUAUUGGAAACGAAUUCUGGCGAAGGUGGAUCCGGGAAUAUCUUCCAAUGUUGACACGGCGGGCGAAAUGGUUCGAUACAGUGAAGCCCGUGGAACCUGGCGAUCUAGUCGUCAUAGUGGACGAACAUGCGAGGAACCGCUGGGAACGAGAACGCAUUUUGGAAACCUUCGCAGAUAAGUUCGGACAGGUGAGACGCGCAACAGUACAGACUAAUAGAGGUGUGUUUGAGAGACCUGCUGUAAAGCUCGCUGUUCUGGAUGUCGUAAGCUGUAACCAGAAGUCGGAUGAAGCCGCUGCGGGACCGGCAAUGGUUCACGGGUCGGAGGAUGUCGCCGAUACCUUUUGUGGUGAACCAAAUGUCCUAUCCCUCGCUAUCCCAACGUCACGAGCAGGCAGUGCGAGCGCUUUGACAGAUGAUCAACAUAAUUAG
Topomyia yanbarensis is the source of this 1599-nucleotide messenger RNA. RefSeq lists its product as uncharacterized. The coding region runs from base 1 to 1599 and encodes 532 amino acids. The transcript has 2 exons. Gene Ontology annotation, molecular function: nucleic acid binding. The record is from RefSeq and is a predicted model, not a curated record. Lineage: Eukaryota; Metazoa; Arthropoda; Insecta; Diptera; Culicidae.